CCUAUUUUUACUGAUUACGCAAAUUUUUCCCCUUCAGCUCGCAUAGGUACCCCUCUUUUGGUUUUGCUGCAGGAUGGAUCCGAGCCGAGCGGCCUCCCUUCAUCUUCUCUCGUUCGCACGAAGCCGCAAGCGGAGCAGCUGAACCCCGCCUCCUCUCCGUGGUUCCUGUUCGCACGGGUACAGCCAAAGCAGCCGAAAUCCUCUCCCUCCUCCCUCGGUUCCCGGUUUGCACCAAGGUCCCCGCACCUUGUUCUUCUAUUUACUCCAGCCCAACCGAAUCAGCCAACUCUUCUUCCAAGGUUGCAGCGCUUGGCUUAUGGCAUUUGAAAUUAUAAAUUAUUAUCGGGACUGAUGGAGAAGAAACCUAGAGUUGCUAUUGUGGUUCUUGGUGACAUUGGUCGUAGUCCUCGAAUGCAAUACCACGCCCUUUCACUUGCCAGCCAAGCAAAGUUUGAGGUGGAUAUUGUUGCUAAUGGAGGUAGCGAAUCUCACAUGGAUGUUAUAAAGAACCAGAAUAUCCGCAUCCAUGAGAUGGCAUCUGUAAGCUUAGAGGGUCUAUCCAAGAUAUCAAAAGCACUUGCAGUGUUAACCAAGGCAGCCAUACAGUUCUUUAUUUUAGUAUGGUUUCUUUUCAAGAUUCCUCGUCCAGAUGCUUUCCUGGUACAGAAUCCACCAUCUGUACCAACUUUAGCUGCUGUCAAACUAUCAUGUUGGCUUCGACGAUGUGGGUUUGUGAUAGAUUGGCACAACUUUGGAUAUACUCUACUAGGGAUGUCACAUGGUAGAAAUCAUAUUAUAGUUAAACUUUACAAGUGGUUUGAGAAAUAUUUUGGGAAGAUGGCUGAUGGCACUUUAUGUGUUACGAAGGCGAUGCAACAUGAGCUGGCACAGAAUUGCGGAGUCAAAGCAUCAGUUCUCUAUGACCAACCUCCUGAAUUCUUUCACCCAGUUGCCCUCAAGGAAAGUCAUGAGUUGUUUUGCAGAUUAGAUAGGAGUAUAUGUGACCCAAUUGGCUUUCAUGAUUGUGUUAGCACUGGAAAGAAAAGCCAAAAUGAUGCUUCUAGUGAUUUGUCACAUACUGUUUUUAGUACCCAAGAUGGUGAUAAUCUUUCGUUGAAGCCGAGCAGGCCUGCACUAGUUGUGAGCAGUACCAGCUGGACUUCAGAUGAAGAUUUCAGUUUGCUUCUAGAAGCAGCACUGUUGUAUGACAGGCGCAUUGCUGCAGCCUUAAAUGAGGAUGAUUCAAUUGAUGAAGAGAAACUUUGGAUUGAUUUAAGCAAUGGAAAAAAAUAUUUGUAUCCAAGAUUGCUAUUUAUUAUUACUGGUAAAGGGCCAGAUAGAAAGAAGUAUGAGGAAAAGAUUAGGAAAUUAAAAUUAAGACGCGUGACCUUCCGAACAAUGUGGCUUUCUGCCGAGGAUUAUCCACUGUUGCUUGGAUCUGCGGAUCUUGGCGUGAGCCUUCACACAUCCUCGUCGGGCUUGGACCUUCCCAUGAAGAUUGUUGACAUGUUUGGUUGCGGGCUCCCUGUUUGUGCGGUUUCCUUCUCAUGCAUUGGAGAACUCGUAAAAGAUGGGGAAAAUGGCCUUCUUUUCUCAUCAUCAUCUGAGCUCGCUGAUCAGCUCAUGAUGCUUUUCAAAGGUUUUCCAGAUAAAUGUGAUGCCUUGAAGGCAUUGCAGGAAGGCGCUUUGGCCAGAGGUUCCUCUUCAAGAUGGUCUGCAGAGUGGAUGACGCACGCAUUUCCUGUUAUACAGGAGGUCAGUAUAAUGUUAUUUCAAAGAAGCACUGAUUGAAAGCCAGACAUUUGUGCUGAAUGUAAGCAGCCUUGAAGAACUUCAAGACUCGUGUCAUUUUAAUGCAUAUUUCAAGCACAGGCAGCUAUGAAAUGUUCAUCAUGAUUAUUAAUAAUUUUAAAUAAUAAUUCAUUUUGCCUAAAGUUUUCGUGUACAUGUUAUUUUUACUCGAAGCCUUCACUGUAAUGAAAAAUGUGAUUAAAAUGUUAUAUUGAAUGUUUAGGAUGGUUUGGAUGUGAAAAUUCCUUGUUUUUUAUUAUAUUUAGAUCAUCAUAUUUUGAUUCAAAUGCUCUCUUAAACAUUUUUGAUAAAUUUUGUUUGUUGGUUGCUGUUCGUAUGAUGGUAAUUGGGCUUUAACAAAAUGGGAGGCAUGAUAAGUGUAUGAUGGCAUGUAAAUAUCAAAAUUCAUAGGGCUUGGAGAAAAAAAUAACAUCA
Phalaenopsis equestris is the source of this 2226-nucleotide messenger RNA. RefSeq names its product UDP-glycosyltransferase TURAN. The transcript has 18 exons. Gene Ontology annotation, cellular component: endoplasmic reticulum. Lineage: Eukaryota; Viridiplantae; Streptophyta; Magnoliopsida; Asparagales; Orchidaceae. The record is from RefSeq and is a predicted model, not a curated record. Bases 352 to 1791 code for a protein of 479 amino acids. Gene Ontology annotation, molecular function: mannosyltransferase activity.